Messenger RNA from Colletotrichum siamense, 600 nucleotides. RefSeq lists its product as uncharacterized. NCBI's taxonomy places the organism in Eukaryota, Fungi, Ascomycota, Sordariomycetes, Glomerellales, Glomerellaceae. The transcript has a single exon. The record is from RefSeq and is a predicted model, not a curated record. Bases 1 to 600 code for a protein of 199 amino acids.
AUGCACAUAGUCCUGGUAAGCAACAUUAGCAACUACCACUGGACUUGGUCAGAACAUGAAUUCGGCCCAGAAAUUCAAACAACCACCUGCCCUGUUGGUUUCGACACCCUUGAAGCAUUGCCAAACGUCUUGGCUAUCUGCACAUCGAGCACAAGCAACUUGCCGAACCAAAAUCCCUUCAGCCGCAUUACCAUGACAUUCAGAGUGGCAUCUCUGUCGUCGCCUCCGAUGUGGAUGCCUCAACGUUUUGAGAUCUUGCGCAGCCUGUUCCAAGCAUACGUGGACGCCGGUGUCAUCACCUGCAAUGACAAGCUUGACGACUACCGCGAUGCCACUAACGGCAGCAAGACUGAGGAUACUCCAGGCCUCCAAAUUCUUGAACUUGCAAGGCACAUCGAGAACGACGUCUCUGCUCGACUCUUGAGACAGAUAGUCAUCCGGGCUCUGACAACCGACCUCAAGGAUGAAGGAUGUGACAUAGCCACUGCUGUGAGUGCCGUCCGGAAGUGUCACGAACUUUUUGUUGCACAAAGAACAACCAUUGCCAAUCAAGGUAAGUUGCUUUCCGGGUGUGCAUUGUGGAUAUGUCAAGUUGACUAA